AUGGCUAGUUACCUAGUCGGACACGGUUUUAGAAUGGCGUCUUCGUCUUCUGGAACUAUGGCAACGCCGCCGUCGUCACCACCACGCUCCCCAACACUUCGUGCUGAACUGCCAGAAGAUGUGGUUGAACCUUCGACAUUGUACAAGAUAAUUAUGACGCCACUCAAUUUCGCGUCGUUCCUGGUAUCACUCAUUCUUGUCGACAUCUACUACUCUCGGCUGCGGAUGCACACACACGCCGAGUCCCGAAGUAGAUUACCAAACUGGUUGCACGAUCUUUUGUACCAGAAAGACCCGUAUGAAGACGUGCGGCAGAAACCAGGUGGCGUCCAUGAGCCGUGGUACUAUCACAGCAAACAAAAGAAGCUCAUGAAGAUGGAAGCUGAGGAUGCUUUCCGGCUUCGCAGCACAGUGCUCGUGGGGCUCGCUGUGGUCGCGGCGGCUGGGACAACAGCGGCUCUACCCUCCAAUUCAUAUCAUUGUUAG
This is a messenger RNA of Akanthomyces muscarius, 486 nucleotides long. RefSeq lists its product as uncharacterized. The transcript has 5 exons. The coding region runs from base 1 to 486 and encodes 161 amino acids. Lineage: Eukaryota; Fungi; Ascomycota; Sordariomycetes; Hypocreales; Cordycipitaceae. The record is from RefSeq and is a predicted model, not a curated record.